AUGAAGACAUCAACUCUGGUGUUCAUCCUCACCAUUAUCUCAAUGUGCAGCAUUUGCUUCGCACAAAGCUCCCCAAAAGAUUUUCUUGAUGAACACAACAAAGCUCGUAAAGAGGUUGGUGUUAAACCACUGGUAUGGAAUGAAACUCUCGUGGCCUAUGGGCAGAAGUACGUGGACUCGAAGAAAAAAAACUGCGACUUUGAGCACUCUAUGGGGCCUUAUGGGGAGAACUUGGCGCAGGGUUCUGGUGACUUGAGUGGUGUGGACUCGGUGAAAAUGUGGGUGGCAGAGAAGGCCUAUUAUGAUGAGAAGAACAACGAGUGUGUUAAGGAAGAGUGUUUGCAUUACACUCAGGUGGUUUGGAACACCACAGAAAGUGUUGGAUGUGCUAGAACCAAAUGUGACAAUAACUGGACGUAUGUCAUCUGCAACUAUUACCCUCCAGGCAAUUACGUCGAGAUGCGACCUUACUAACAUUUUAUAGUAACCAUCCACACACAUACAUGUAUAUAUAUCUAUCACUCUCUAUAAGUAGCUUUAACUUUCCUUAUCAUUAAAUGUCACCAUUACCAUUGUGUAGUAAGAUACAUUUUUGAAAUCUUUCUAUCACAUGAUAAUGAAUUUUGGAAGUGUGUGAAUAUGAAUUAAUUAUAAAAACCCUUGUGUUUUUCUCUUCUGCUCAGAAACUCCACUGUAUCAGUUUUCAUUUGAAAGAACACCCGAGUAUCCUGUAACAUGAUCAAACUAAUUCUCAAUAAUAUCUCCUAACCUUUGCAGAGAAAGAAAUUGCUGGUCCAAACAUGUGAUAAGAUGUUUUUGUUAUUUAAUUUAAUUCUGUUGAAAAUAUAUCAUUAAACAAAAGAAAAGAAAUUAAAAAAGAAGUUUAUGCAAGGAUAGCAGAACCCAGGGAUAGAGAGAAAAGGAAAGGUAAGAAAGAAAGAAUAGAAUUGUAUAUUAACUCUGUAAAAACCUGUUAUCAACGUACAUAGAACUGUGUA
This is a messenger RNA of Vigna angularis (adzuki bean), 998 nucleotides long. RefSeq names its product basic form of pathogenesis-related protein 1. Gene Ontology annotation, cellular component: extracellular region. NCBI's taxonomy places the organism in Eukaryota, Viridiplantae, Streptophyta, Magnoliopsida, Fabales, Fabaceae. The transcript has a single exon. The coding region runs from base 1 to 474 and encodes 157 amino acids. The record is from RefSeq and is a predicted model, not a curated record.